Molecule: messenger RNA, 960 nt
Organism: Aegilops tauschii subsp. strangulata
Lineage: Eukaryota; Viridiplantae; Streptophyta; Magnoliopsida; Poales; Poaceae
Product: mitochondrial metalloendopeptidase OMA1-like
Cellular component (GO): membrane
Molecular function (GO): metalloendopeptidase activity
Source: RefSeq, a predicted model, not a curated record
AUGAACUGCCUAUUACGGAACUCGCGCCGCCUCCUCCUCGUCUGUAAGCAGGCGGGCGGCGUCCGCCGACUGGCUUCGCUGCUGCCGCCCCAUGCAAACCCGGUGCUCCGCUUCAGUCAGUUGUGCCGUAAUCCGCGUACGGUCGCUGGGGUGGCGGCCCUCGCCUCAGGUGCCGCGGCGAUGGCCGCCUUGGGCCGCUACGACCGCGAGGUUGUGCCUUACACGAACCGCACGCACAUGGUCAUCAGGUCUCCCGAGGCCGAACGCCAGCUCUGGGAGUCCCGUUUCACAAAGGACAAGAAAACCUGGGCUUCCAAAUCACAAAUCGUCGACCCGCUUCACCCGGACAGCGUUCGUGUACGCCGUAUAGCCGAUAAAAUUAUUCGCGCCACCUAUCGCACUCUCCCUAUUAACAGCAGCCACGAUGGCACCAAGAGCCCGAAGCCACAGACAAGUCAUCUUAAGGGGUGUGAGUGGGAGGUGAUACUUGUCAAAGACCACUAUACCAGUGCAAUGUGCGCCCCUGGUGGCAAAAUUGUAGUAUAUACUGGAUUGCUCGACCGUUUUACGGAUGCUGAGAUUGCCUUUGGUAUUGCGCAUGAGAUUGGGCACAUCGUUGCCAGGCACAGCUCGGAAAUUUGGUACGCCAAGUGGUUUCCGUUACCCUUGAUUUUGCCUUUCUUUCAAAGGACGGAGAUGGAGGCAGAUCACAUUGGAACCCUUCUACUUGGAGCUGCUGGUUUCCAUCCAUACGCGUCCCUCUUGUUCUUCCGGAAGGCCGCAAUGAUUGAAAGAGCGUCCUGGACGCCAGAAGAUCCCAUCGCUCUUCAUCCUUCACAUAAGAAAAGGGUUGAGCGUUUGUAUCAACCCAAAAUCAUGGAGGAGGCGAUGAAGUUAUAUAAGGAAGCUCCGCCCGACGAAGGAACCAGCUCACAAGCCACUGGUGAAGGUUUAACUUAG